Molecule: messenger RNA, 444 nt
Organism: Rangifer tarandus platyrhynchus (Svalbard reindeer)
Lineage: Eukaryota; Metazoa; Chordata; Mammalia; Artiodactyla; Cervidae
Source: the annotation of a GenBank genome assembly
AUGAAACUAACACUUGAGAAAGUAGCCCGGCCCCCCCCACCCCCCGCCCGCCCCCAGUCUGCCUACUUAUUUUUGAGUAUCAGCGUUAUUGUUUCCAAAAGUGUUGUCACUCCUCUAAAUGUUCCAUAUUUGGCCAGUGGAAGCACCUUUAAGCUUAUUUAUGGGUCAUUUUGCUCUAUGCCUAUCAGUCUUUGGGCAUGUUCUUGGUUUUUGCCAUUAUGUUCUAAGUUUGUCAUAUACUUUUCCUGCCCCAGACUGGGAACUGGCUACUUCUCCAAGGAGCCCUGGUUUCUCUUCAUGAGGAAUGGUAUUUGGAAAUCAAGAUCUGGGUGCUGCUGGGGUGUUAAUUGCUCCUUGGCCCUUUCAGAGAACAGAGCCAGGCAAUGCAUUUUUUAUAAAUUCAUGUUGAUGUAUGGCAAAAACCAUCACAAUAUUGUAAAGUAA